GCGGGCAAACUUCCCAAUUCUAUUCAGCAACGGAAGAAUCCGACUUAAUCGUGUAGAGUUGUGCAACGGUUUUAAGUCGUGAAUUUUUGUAAAAGAAAGCUUAUGUUAAAACAUGAAUGGUGAGUACGACGCGAUUAUUUUAGGAACAGGUCUUAAAGAAUGUAUUUUAAGCGGUUUGCUUGCGUUGAAAGGAAAAAAAGUACUCCAUAUUGAUCGUCAUGAAUACUAUGGCGGUGAAAGUGCGUCUGUCAAUUUAGCUAAACUCUAUGAAAUAGCGAGAAAAAGUGAGAAUUUUCAACAAAUUGGAAAAUUAAGAGACUGGAACAUUGAUUUGGUGCCGAAAUUUAUACUUGCAAACGGUAUUUUGGUGAAACUUCUCGCAUAUACGGGCGUUGCAAAUUAUGUGAAUUUUAAACUAGUUGAAGGAAGUUACGUUUACAAAGGUGGGCAGCUUUACAAAGUUCCUUCGAAUGAGAAGGAGGCGUUGGAAUCAAAUCUUAUGGGAUUCUUUCAAAAACGAAAUUUUCGCACAUUUCUUGAGUUUGUCUCAGCAUUUGAUUUUAAUAAUCCUGCUACUUGGGAUGAUGUGGUACCUUUUUCAACAACAAUGUCAGAUGUUUAUAGUAAGUUUGGUCUCGAUAAAAACACGAUUGAUUUUACUGGUCAUGCUCUAGCAUUGUAUGUGGAUGACAAAUAUGUUGAUCAACCUUGUGGAGAUACUUUAAAACGAAUUAAACUCUAUCGUGAUUCCAUUGCCAAAUAUGGGCGAAGUCCUUACAUAUAUCCAGUGUAUGGUCUGGGUGAAUUACCACAAGGAUUUUCUCGACUAGCAGCCCUUCAUGGUGGUGUCUUCAUGGUGAACAAACCUGUGGAUGACAUUCUCAUAGAAAAUGGUGUUGCUAUUGGUAUAUGCUCUGAUGGUGAAGUUGCAAAAGCCAAGUGUAUUGUGGGUGAUCCGUCAUACUUUCCACAAUAUGUUACACAAGUCGGUAAAGUUGUUCGUUGUAUUUGUGUGCUGUCACAUCCCAUAAAAGGAACUGAUAACUUAUUGUCUUGUCAAAUUAUUUUCCCACAAAAUCAACUCAACAGGAAAUCAGACAUCUACAUAUGCUUCGUGUCAGACACGCAUAAGGUUGCAGCUAAAGGAAAAUACUUGGCUAUGAUCAGUACUAAAGUGGAGACCACAUGCCCUGAAGAUGAGCUUAAGCCCGCAUUGAAUCUUUUGGGAGAGAUAGAUGAAAAAUUUGUAUUUUUGUCUUAUCAAUUUGAGCCAAAGGAAGAUGGUGCUGUUAGUAAGAUAUUUAUAUCCAAGUCCUAUGAUGCAACGACACAUUUUGAAACCACAUGCAAUGACAUCAUUUCAAUUUAUGAAAGAAUUACAGGGGAAACAUUUGACUUGAAUUCUGUGAAACGAGAAUUAAAUGAUGAUGAAUGCUAAAUUUGGAAUUUUAUAUUUUAUGUCUCUAUAUUAUAAAUUUUUGUGUUUAUGUCUUACAAGAAAGCACUUUCAAUAUAAAUCAGUUUCCCAUUACAUUAUUCGCGUUAUGUUGGGAAGUUCUUUCCAAAGUCAAAUCUAAAGCUGAAAUGAACCUUGCCAAUGUCAGAGAAACUUGGCAACUUUGCCCCUCAAAAAAGUAUGUAUCGUAUGUAAUUUAAAUUCAGAAGUAAAGUUUUAUGGUCAAGAAUUAUAUGGCAAGUUAAGACCCAAAAUAAAGCUGUUUGCUUGUAUCAAGAAAAUUUAGCCAUAGACCUAGAAACCAUGUUCUCUAAACAUAUAAUUUCGUGCACCCUAAAUAAAGCGGCAAAUGUAAGUUAUUGCUAUACGUCAUAAAUAAAAUGAAUCAUUGUUCA
Xenia sp. Carnegie-2017 is the source of this 1851-nucleotide messenger RNA. Its product is annotated as rab GDP dissociation inhibitor alpha-like. Gene Ontology annotation, molecular function: Rab GDP-dissociation inhibitor activity. Bases 113 to 1438 code for a protein of 441 amino acids. The transcript has 3 exons. The record is from RefSeq and is a predicted model, not a curated record. Gene Ontology annotation, biological process: vesicle-mediated transport; protein transport; small GTPase-mediated signal transduction. Lineage: Eukaryota; Metazoa; Cnidaria; Anthozoa; Malacalcyonacea; Xeniidae. Gene Ontology annotation, cellular component: cytoplasm.